UACACCCCCAUGUUCGUGCAAGCAAGGCAAGGCAAGCAUCAUUCAUAUAGAUAUACCACCGGUACCCUGCACGCCACGUCCAGCUACCUUCUGUUUUCUUCAUCCGCGUCACGAGUCCGAUCCCCAGGCAGCGCGCGUAAUCACAGGCAGGCAGGCAGCAUGGCAGGCAUAGCCAUGGCCGGCGACGGCGACGACCGGAAGAAGGCGAAGGUGAUCGCCGACAUCGACGAGGACGAGCUGUUCGAGCUCGACAUCGCCCUCCUCGACGGCCAUUCCGCUUCCGUCGCCGACGGCGACCAUGCUGCCGGGCAGCACGACGCCCUGCUGGCCAACUGCCUGCUGCCGGUACGCUCGGUGAGCAACGCGGUGCCGGUGGACGACGCGGGCAGCAGCGCGCUGUCGUCGUACCCCUACUCCGGCUACUACAGCUCGAGGAGGGGCGGCAUCGUCGGCAGGAGGUUUCUUGCACGGUCAGCUGGGAACUCGGCGAGGUUUUGCUUCUCGAGCAGGGGAUUCGAAACCUACUUCCAGAGGUACUGAUGAUCGAGCGUCGUUGAUCCAGCCGCCAAACUUUCCAUCAAACGUCGUCCACCUAUAUGUCCAUCCAGUGCUUUUUUUGAGCGCAAAGGCUGUGCAUUUUUCGGCACAAUUCGAUUAAAUUUUGUACUGCUUAUUCGUGGCCCGGUCGUAUCGUGUAUACUGAUAUAAAUUGACUCAACAAUUCGACCACUGUGUUUUUGGUCACUUUCUUUACAAGGACUCAUUCGAACUCGGCCCAAUCCAGGCGGAUGGGCUGGGCUAGGAUCGCCCAGUUCAAAUAUAUUUGCUAUAAAAUGGAGUUUUAUUAA
Molecule: messenger RNA, 848 nt
Organism: Panicum virgatum (switchgrass)
Lineage: Eukaryota; Viridiplantae; Streptophyta; Magnoliopsida; Poales; Poaceae
Exons: 1
Coding region: 10-540 (176 amino acids)
Source: RefSeq, a predicted model, not a curated record